This is a messenger RNA of Naegleria gruberi, 660 nucleotides long. RefSeq lists its product as uncharacterized. Gene Ontology annotation, cellular component: phosphopantothenoylcysteine decarboxylase complex. The transcript has a single exon. The record is from RefSeq and is a predicted model, not a curated record. Bases 1 to 660 code for a protein of 219 amino acids. Gene Ontology annotation, molecular function: FMN binding; phosphopantothenoylcysteine decarboxylase activity. Gene Ontology annotation, biological process: coenzyme A biosynthetic process. Lineage: Eukaryota; Heterolobosea; Eutetramitea; Acrasida; Naegleriidae.
AUGAACAAUACUAAUAAUAACAAGCCUAGAUUAAAACGAACACCUUCCGAUCAAACAACAGAAGAUAAUAUUCCACCCUCUUCGUCAUUAUUAAUUAAUUUAUUAAUUUGUGCAACAGGUUCCGUAGCAGCAAUCAAAAUACCAGACAUGAUACGACAAUUCAAUUCUAUGAAAAUAUUCAAAUUGAGAAUUGUUUUAACCAAGGGAGCACAACAUUUCAUAACCAAGGAACAAAUUCAUCAAGUUGACAAUUCCAUUGAAUGUUUCACUGAUGAAGAUGAGUGGAGUAUGUGGAGUAAGAGAGGAGAUCCUGUCUUACAUAUUGAACUACGUAAAUGGGCUCAAAUACUGUUGAUAGCUCCAUUGGAUUGUAAUACUUUGGCAAAGAUUUCAAAUGGAAUUUGUGAUAAUUUAGUGACAUGUGUAGCCAGAGCUUGGGAUUUGAAGAAUUUUCCAUUUGUUGUGGCUCCAGCCAUGAAUACUCUCAUGCAUGAACAUCCAUUCACAGCCAAACAAUUGUCAAUUCUAGAAUUGGAAUUGAAUGUCUAUACUAUUCAACCUAUUUGUAAAUUAUUAGCUUGUGGAGAUACAGGAAAUGGUGCUCUAGCUUCAGUGGAAACAAUUGCAAACUUUGUGCACUCACUCAUUGAUUUUGAUUGA